UUAACAUCGAUCGCGGGCCAAUGUGUUAUCAACGUCAAAACGGAUCUUCCCUAUCCGGAACCAGUGUUCAUGCGUAAUAACAAUCUUUGGACACCAAAUGAUGGAAAACUGAUUUGGGGAUUAGCAGAAUCAAACUUAAUAAGCUGUCCCAGAAGUGGCGUAGCCAAUAGCACCUUAGAAACAACGCUUUUAACAUGUGUCACCGGAAACUUAUACAUUCUAAACGGCGAUCUUGUCAACAUAUCGCAAGUUGUUUGCUCGCGGCCAAUUACGGGCGAACACCAGCUUACUAAUAAAGUGUGCGGCAAUAACGGAACCAUUCGUAACAUCGGAUUCCAAAUUGAUGCACUAGGAUUUGUAAAACAUUUCGAAGUUUGUUACAACGUACCAACUGCUUCCGUUGUGUACACCAAACACAUGAUACAUGGGGAUUCAAUCCUAGAUGCUAUAGUGGAGUCGUAUCGUCCUUCUUUUAAAGUUUCGGGAAUGCCGAGCGGUACAGCGCCAGAUACUGCAUAUACCAUAAGAUCCCAGUUAGCACGGUUGACACAAUUGCUCGGAUCUUCCGAGCAGGCUGCUAAGUUUGUUUCUAGUUUAUCUUACAUUGCUCGUGGACACAUGACUCCAGACGCUGACGGUAUUUUUAGAACCUGGCAGUGGGAUACUUACUUCUACAUAAAUGUCGCUCCUCAGUGGCAAAAGGUUAAUGGUGGAAAUUGGUUAGCUAUUGAAAAGCUGGGACGUACCGUUGCCGAUCAAAUGCAACAUGAUAUAAUCGUCUAUACAGGAACAUACGAUGUGCUAACAUUGCCCCACGUUAAUGGGACCAUGGUGCCGAUUACACUAAGUGCAUCUGGCAUAGAAGUUCCUAAAUGGACUUGGAAGAUCCUUAAAUCGACGGUUACGAGUGCAGCGAUUGCAUUCGUUACAAAUAAUAAUCCUUAUCGUACAUCAAUCAGUGAUGAUGAGUUCCUUUGCCCCGACAUUUGUAAGCAAGCCGGUUGGUACACGACGUCGUUCGAUAUUUUCUCAAAAGGUUUCACUUACUGUUGCACGGUUAAUAGUUUAGCCGCAACCGUAAAAACUAUCCCCGAAGAUGCCCAUACAAUAAAUAUUCUAACAAACAAAUAAAUUUGAGCUGUCUA
Messenger RNA from Anopheles darlingi, 1145 nucleotides. RefSeq lists its product as uncharacterized. Gene Ontology annotation, molecular function: single-stranded DNA endonuclease activity; nucleic acid binding; metal ion binding. Gene Ontology annotation, biological process: apoptotic DNA fragmentation. Gene Ontology annotation, cellular component: nucleus; mitochondrial inner membrane. The transcript is spliced from 4 exons. NCBI's taxonomy places the organism in Eukaryota, Metazoa, Arthropoda, Insecta, Diptera, Culicidae. The coding region runs from base 70 to 1131 and encodes 353 amino acids. The record is from RefSeq and is a predicted model, not a curated record.